GAAUUCUGCAUUACAGGCUGAUACGCUAAAAGAAAGAUAUCAAAAAAUUGGAGACACUAAAAGGUCAACUCCUAUUGAAGUUCUCUGUGAAAACCAACCAGGUAAACUUAAUCUAUUCUGAUAAUCUCAAAAUGUCAGGUUAGAGCUCGACAACUGUCUCUCUGUCGCUCAGUUGGUUAGGGAAAAAAAAUAUGUGGGUUUCCGGUUUCCCGACCCUACCUAGCUUUUGGACGUCGAAAUCCCGACCCUAAACUUUUUUAUUGGAUCAUGCUUGUAAGUGUUUCCACUUAGAGGAAACGUUUGUGGAAAAUUGAAAUUUGAGGCAAUAUUAGGGAAAUUUAUCUUUGGAUGUGGAAGCACUGGCUAAACAAAAUGCCGUCUGCUUAUUCGGAAAAUUAAAAAAAAAGUUUAAAAAAAAAAGUUAAAACCGACCUACCCUACCUAAGUUUUUAUAAGAAGAAACCGGAAACCCACAUAUUUUUUUUUGGCCUUAGAGCAUUGCACUGCGGAAUCACAGGGCCGCAGGUUUGAUUCCUGCCAGAGAGCCGAUAGUUGCAUUUUUCGCAACUGUUUCUGGUUAGGUCUAAUAAGUGUAUAUUAAAAGUCCACUCAAAGUAUCCAUCUACAAGUUCCUUCAACAAUACUAUGAAAGGCUGCCAUGGUUUGUGUUUGAACUGCCUGAGAAAAAGUGAGUAAAUUCAUGGCGAUGUGGUUAGCGCACAUGCCUUUCACAUCUAAGGUUGCAAGUUCAAAUCUCAGUGAGAACUUUCUCAAUGUGACUCGAACCCAGUCCUCAUGUGAAAAGAGUAAAAGUCAACGCUCUGCCGAAAGUCGUGGGUUUUCUUCGGGUACUCCGGUUUCCUCCCACAGGGAAAGUUGACAGGGUGGGUUCAUAGAUAUCUUAUAUACACUAGAUAGUGCAUCUAUUUAUUCUGAAAUUCAAAAAUUGAAGCCAUGAUUGCAGUCUCAGGUCGUUCCCAUGAAAUGAGUAGAUUCGUAUGUUUUCUAUUUCUUAAACAGGGAACUUAAACAUUAAGUUAACCCUAUUCCAAAUUCGUUUUUAAAAUAUUCAAAUGAUGGAAAUUAUUGUUGUUUUUAAGCGUUUAUUAGCGAGUGGGAACGACCAACAUGGCCGCCAUCUAUUCAAAUGGGGGUAACCGCUGGAAUAUUGUUGGCUUCAAUUUUACUAAAAGAGAUGCGCUAUCUAGUGUAUAUAAGAUAUCUAUGGAUGGGUUAGGUUAAAGGGCCCAAGGUAAUUGGCAUAUGCUGUUGUGUGGUCCCUGUCCUAGUUGGCAAAGCUAAAUAUAUAAAUGUUCCAAGCGUGUUGUCAGUGAAGUUUGUUUAAGGCCUUGCAUAUUUCUAAUCUUUUAAGUGUAGUUCAGACACAAAAUAUGGCAGCUAAAAUAAGUUUAUUUACCAUUGGCUAGUUAGCAGUGAAUAAUUCCACAAGCAAUACAAUAAUACUUUUCUUCAUAUGUUCACAGAGGAGCUUGCAACAUACCUUAGAUACGUCCGAAGGUUGGACUUCUUUGAGACGCCCGACUAUGACUACUUACGAGGACUGUUCAAGGAUUUAUUUGAAAGAAAAGGCUAUGUUGACGAUGGUGAAUUUGACUGGACGCAUAAACAAAUUGUAAGUACUUGACUAUUAUACAUAUCUCUGCAAUGUAAAGUUGCCUACUUUUGGCAAACUGCUGUCGUUGUGAGAUGGGCGUAGCCCACCAUGCAGAGCUUGAAAUUUGAAAUCUUCAGCACUGUCCAGUGGGAUACUAGGAACUUGAAAAUCUGGUAUCCACCAUGAAAAUUUGUAUCCCACAUUUGGCUGUAUUCAAACAUUGAGACAACUGGUAAAAAAUAGUUUUCAAUUGUAAUGAAUUUGAUGAUAUAUAAUGAAUCUAAGAUAUGUUUAUAAACGAUAUACUGUACAGCAGAAAAUGCACUAUCUGUGGAGGACAGUCCCAGAAACUUGUUUAGUAUCCCAAUGGAUGCUGAGCUUGUGAUGUCCAGUACCCAAACUUAAAAUCUGGUGUACCUUGGAUGUUGGGAUACUGGAAAUUUCAAGCCUGCCACCAUGCACGUUAAUCGCAGUUUCUUUACCCACAGGCUGACAAUGCACAGGCUAUCACUCUGCUAACUCAAGGUCAGCGGCACCGGGUAAUACUUGUAUGCUGUAAAACCCAUCAUACAUGCAUACACAUUUUUCAUGUAAAGUAAUUUACCAAAAACAAGAAAUUGUUGGUUUGAGGUUUCUUCGCUGUGUUUGCCAGUGUAGGUAGUGCCAAUAAAAUGAUCAAGCUUUCGUUGAUAGGGAUGCAACUACCUCAAAAUAUAUAAGGCAAAAAAAAAAAAUAUGUGGGUUUCCGGUUUCCUCUUGUAAAAACUUAGGUAGGGUAGGUCGGUUUUAACUUUUUUUUUUAAACUUUUUUUUUUAUUUUCCUAACAACCGGACGCCAUUUUGUUUAGCCAGUGCUUCCACAUCCAAACAUAAAUUUCCCUAAUAUUGCCUCAAAUUUUCAUUUUCCACAAACGUUUUGCUCUAAGUGGAAACACUUACAAGCGUGAUCCAAUAAAAAAGUUUAGGGUCGGGAUUUCGACGUCCAAAAGCUAGGUAGGGUCGGGAAACCGGAAACCCACAUAUUUUUUUAUUUGGCCUAAGGAGAAUUUCGACGUUUCGAGCGAAGGCUCUUCGUCUGGAUUUACUAGCGGAACCAGUUACUAGUAACUCGAGACAAAGGGCCUUCGCUCGAAACGUCCAAAUUUUCCUUAUAUAUUUUCAGGUAGUUGCAUCCCUGCCAACGAAAGUUUGAUCAUUGCAAUACACCGUUCUGGAAAAUACAUUACUUUGGCUAUAGAGCCUCGUUUUCAUUAUUGAUAGGGUUGAUGGGCUCAUGGGCGGAUCUAGAAUCCCCCUAGAAUCUCUCUAACCCCUCUAAUAAAGUGUUCAACCCCACCAAAAUUUCGCUUCACCCCUCCUAUUUUGUGUGAAAGGCCUUAACCCAAACGCCUAAACCCUGCCGAAGCUCACUGAGUGGUGCCCUUUUUCUACCCCUCCUUUUAAAUAAAUGCCUAAUGUCACACAUUUUACUGAUACAAAAAAUGAGUCUCUAUAGCCAAAAUGACGUACUUUCAGUAAGGGUCAACAAUUUGUGACAUUUUUAACAGGUCGGUCAGAAGCCUGAAACCAACAAUUAUUUCGUUCUACCAUUUGUUAUUCCAUUAAGCUGCACAUUGUUCUUUUUAAAGUGCCCAAUGCCACUUUGUCUAACUGCCGAUGAUUUUAUGUGCCAAUUAUUUUUCAGCCCUAUGCCAUCAAUCCACUUGACGCCUCAUCACAUCAACCUGAUCCUCGAUACAUCCAAAAUCCUGGCAGGGGUAAUGCUAAUCAGAACAACAGAGUAAGUAGAAAUGGCUACAGGAUGUUAGCUACAUCGUUUUCUCAAAUAAUAUUAACAAAAAAUAUCCGGCCGGAUGCCAGAUGAUAUAAGGUUUGAGCUUUCAUUUGAGAUAAAAUAAUGAUUUUAAUAGGUUAUAAAAUGAUGGUGUUUGUGAUAUGUUGACUUGAAGUAAUAGGAAAGAACUUCACACUUCACAGUCUAACAUCGAUGAACUUGCAUAGUUGCAAAAUGCUUGCUCACAAAUUUCCAGUUUUUAGCAUUCGCAAACAAGCAUCAGAAUACUGCCAGCUUCGCUUGGAUCUUUUCAAUGGCCUGAUAAUUGAUUAUAUGUCCAGUGCAUCCCUAGCAACUUAGCAAUUUAGAUAUGCCAAAAACGUAUUACGAAAAAAAGAAAAAAUAUAAGAUUCAUGAUCGCUGGAAUACCAGUGAGGUCUGCAAUUAAUCUGGAAUUAUUGCACCCUGAAAAUCUUUUACAUGUACAUUUUGUAUCACGUAAUGAAAUGCUCUUGUUGGGAAUAUGUAAUAGAGUUAAAAAAUACUUGAGUUCUUUAUGAUGUAAUAACUUAUGUGAUGUAACCCUUUAAGUGGCAAUGCACCAAGUACUUGCACCCUAAGGACUUUAUUGUUUUACUACGCCAAUCACCGUUCAAUGAUUAAACCUAUGUAUUACCCCUAGGGCUCGUCAGGGGAUCGCAAAGCUUGGCCUGACAUGAGCAAUGUUCGUAAUUCCAACAGCAACCUAAUGCCCAGUGGUGGUCACAGGUUAGCCGGCUCUGUGCAGGUGGUCAGUUCAACGAAUGGUGAUUUGGGACCAUCCAGUGAUUCAGCGCUUGAACCGAAACUAGGAGGUCAUUUGAAUACACAACCUGAUGUCGAAGUCGUCGAAGAAACAAAGUGAGUGUAUGGUUAACAGCUGAAGAGAGAAAUCCUUUCUGAAUAAAAGUUAUGAGACUGAUUUAGAAAAGACGACGCGAACUGAAAGACGCGCCUUCGAAACAAAGAAAUUCUUCAUGCAAAACAAAAAGUUUGAAUAUAUAUUUGUCAUUCUGAAUGAACGUUAAACUAAGAUUUUCACGUCAUUGGAGCAAAGUGGAUGCUUGUUGCGACGUUGGAAUCGUCGCAUAGCAAACACCGGAUCUUUUUUCCCGAACCUAGCCGUUUGUAAGGUUAUUUUGAAAAGCUUCAAUUUAUUACAGGAAUCAAGUUUCAUUGCUUUCAAUCUUGGGCUGAAAUUGAGACCACGUCGUACGGUAUUUUCUAAAUCUGUCUAAUGUAAGGGAUAGGGCGAGGGUUAGGAUUGAGAAUCCAGGAAUCGCAUAAUGUAGUUUCAUUCGCCUUUCUAACUGCACGUGUAAUACCCUUGCAACUCUCGCUCUUGUUGGACGACUAAAGUCUAAAAAGAGUUGAUGAAAGUAUUUUUUGUCUGACUGGUAUUAUCCAGCCAACUCUGAUCAACCUUCAUGCAGUUAACUCGUCUUGUUUGAUUGGGGUAUGAGAGUUGAGAAAACUCUCAUGCAAACUCUCGCUUCUCAACUCUCAUCAACUUUGAGCUAUAGUCAAAUUUUGGUGAGAGUUCAUGGGAGUUCUUGUUCGUUUGACAGGUACUGUAUAAUAUCCAGCCGACUCUCGUCAACUCUCAUGCAACGCUUGUUCUCGUUUGACUCGGGCAUGAGAGUUGAGAAAACUUUCAUACAAACUCUGGCUUGCCAACUCGAAUUUAACCGGGAUUUUAGAAACAUUUUCGUCCCUUCCUUAUACUGUAAACGGACCAUUGCUCUGGAAUGACGAGCUAUGUUCAUUUUAUCUUAGAUGCUGCUGUUUCAAGCGACGAAAAAGAAAGACGGUUAGAAAGAAAUAAAGUAGAAUAAAAAUCGACAACACGAGAACUCAAGAAGAAUGCUUUCCACUCAUUCCUGUUUGUAACAGUAAGACCAAGGGGGGUUGGGAAGCUGUGUGAUUCCCAUGACAGGUCAUGGGUUAUAGAUGUUCGUUGUGAUAGAGAUUUUGUAAGAUAUGUACAGCAGAGGUGUUUUUACAGAUAUACAAUGGGGUAAAAUGUUUUUUAUUCCAGUAUAUGAACAUUCACCAUUCUAAUUUCCCCUAGAAUCAGAGACUUUUCCCCUACUAGAAUCAUAGAGAGUUCCCCCUAGAGGUACCCCUAUUAGAAUCAUAGCGAGUUUCCAUAAAGGUACCCCCUAUUAGAAUCACGGAAAGUUCCCUUAGAGGCACAACUUCAGAUUAUAUGAAUAGUCGAAACGAGGGCGAAUAUUCACAAAAGGUAUACUUUUUGGAGUAAUUGUGCUACUAGAAUGAUAUGGACAUUCCAAGAGGUACAGAUUAUAGGAAUAGUCGAAAAGAAGGUUACUAAAGGUAUAAUACUAUAUUGAAUGAAAAGGAUUCCAUUUUUCUUACGAAUUUAUGAAGAAGGCGAUAGGCAAGAGGCAAUUUGAUAGCUACAAAGUAUUUUACCUCGAUUGAGUAUCUACAUAAUUUUGUAAUGCUUUCAAGGAUAUCUAGUUAUGGGUGAGUUAUGAUGUAGUAUAGCAUUGUAUACGUCGAUUUGUUUGAUAAAAAUAGGUUUCCAUUAGAUAUAUUGACAUUACAUUGGUCUGCCUUGUCAUGGUCGCGACCAUCACGGUCAAAUAGAGACCAGACUUAGGUCCCGUCCACAGGAAUCCGAUUCGUUUGUGUCCGAAAACAUUUUGUCAUUUUGUGCGACGAGGCCGUUUUUCACUAGGCGGAAUUUUCCGCGCGGAGCGGAAUUUCUCUUUAUCUUUUCUAAUUUGUGUUUCUCACGAUGACGAAUAUCCGCCAUUUUUGGGUGGCGUCUAAUUCUCGUUAACCAAUGCAGACAAUUAAAACAAUGUGAAAAGCAAUUUUUCAAAAUAAACUAUAACCAUUUACAAAGCAAAAAAAUUAUAAAAAGUCGCUGUUAUGUGGACUCAUCUCGCAGACUUCGGCUGAAAAGCCACCCAAAAAUGGCGGCGUGAGAAAUGCUAAUUAGUUCCACCCGAGAAAUCACAAGACAAAGAAAAAUUCCGCGCGGAAAAUUCCGCCUAGUGGAAAAUGGCCUUUCGGUUGGGCGCAUGAGAAGAGCAACGUUUGACCCGGGCCUAAUCGGAACGUUAAGUCUUAAGAGCGAUUUGCACUACACAACUUUUGCCUAAAACUGUCGCAUGCAAACUGCUUACAACUUGAGUUGUACUGUGUAAAUCAAGCAUGUUAAGGCUGCAUUCCAGUUACGCGUUUUUCAUACGUGCGUACACGCACGUAAAAGUUGAAUUCGCUUAAAAUUGCAUAUAAGUGCAAAUAACCUUAACAAAUAUACAUUAAAUCAUACACAAAACUGAAUGCUGUCCUUUUAUAAAUUUAGUUAUUUCAUAAGUAGGAUGUAAAGCGAAUUCAACUUUUACGUGCGUGUACGCACGUAUGAAAAACGCGUAACUGGAAUGCAGCCUUAACUCACUUAGGCGAGUCGUGUGCUUGAUUUACACAGUACAACUCAGUUAUAAACAGGUUGCAUGCGACAGUGGCAAUCGACCUUUAUGAAAACGGUGCUGGAAAUGGGUGACCUUCGAGAUCCACCCACGGUAAUAACACCAUCCCACGGGCCUGCGUAACAUCGUUUUCGCGGAUACGUGUGAACGGCCGAAAACGUGACGAAUUGGCGUACGCGUGGGUUUAUUUGAAUCCGCAACAAAAUGUUUGCACACGCAAAAGACUACGUGUGGACGAGGCCUUAGCUCUUGAUAUAUAUCUAAUUGUAGAGCUAGGAAUAGGGGCGGCGUUUGUUCUCUGAAAGAGACCGGAAUAUUGGCAUUUCAGAGACCAAUUUUUAUUAGGUUGUAAGGGCUUUUAGGCCCAUUUCUACUCGAGAACAAUUUCCACGGGCAGAAAAUUUUCCCAAAAUGUCAUUGUGUUGAAAAUUUUCAACUUGAAAUUUUUUUUUCCGACGGAAAAUUUGUGUCGGCCGAUCACAUUUUACAAAAUUUUCUUUCUGCGGAAAAUUUUCCUGAGUAGAAAUGGGCGAAACACCCUGGUUUUCCGUUGGACCAAUGAAAUUUACCGUAUGUCGAAGUCGUUAGCCCACACCGGGCUCAAAAGCAGGCUUGCAGGCAAGGGAUAGAAUCUCGGCUGUGUUGGGCGGAAAAUGCGCAAAUACAAAUUGAAUCGUAAAUACUAUAUCGCUCUGAAACUAUGGCAAAGUCAAGACAAGCAUAUUUGGGCUUACUUUAUAACUGUAAAAAUACAUAAAAGUUUAAGGAAUAUUUUUAGUAGAUACAUUCAAUCAUUCAAAGCUAGUAUAGGACAACUCGUGUUAUGACCGAUGCCGCAUUACAUGAACUGUCGACAGAAACUUAUUGAUUUAGUUUACAGUGCCUCUGGCACAGAUUGUCUGUGGUGUAUUUGUAAUUUAUCAUAUUUGAAUUAGAGAAUAAACAUUCUAAAUUUCAUGUGCAUGAGCGUUGUACCAGGGGCGUAGGAAGCACCUGGAGUUUG
Molecule: messenger RNA, 7895 nt
Organism: Paramuricea clavata
Lineage: Eukaryota; Metazoa; Cnidaria; Anthozoa; Malacalcyonacea; Plexauridae
Source: the annotation of a GenBank genome assembly